GUUUUUAGAAACAUCAACCUCUUUAUUCAAACACUGAAACUAUUGAUCACAUCUGAUAUUCAUUCAUAGUCAUGGCAUCCUCCAGUGGUCCACUAAAUGAGGAGCUCCAGUGCUCCAUCUGUCUGGAUGUGUUCACUGAUCCAGUCACCACUCCAUGUGGACACAACUUCUGCAGAACCUGCCUGAACAAGUUCUGGACAAACACACAGACCUGCUUCUGUCCAUCCUGUAAAGUAACAUUCAGCAAAAGAACUGAUCUCAUGAUUAAUACAAACAGGGGCACCAUUAUGGGGGGGAAGGUUACGAUGAUUCAAAGAGCCCUGAAAAAUACAGACGUGCAGCAGAUGAUCCAGAACAAAAUGAAGAAGAUUCAAGAGAUCCAACACUCAGUAGAACUGCGAAAAAGGAACACAGAGAAAGAGAAAUCAGCCAGUGUUGAGCUCUUCACUGAUCUGAGUCGCUCCAUUGAGAGAUGUCAGUCUGAGCUGCUGAAGAUGAUGGAGGAACAGCAGAAAGCAGCAGAGAAACAGGCUGAAGAUCUCAUUAAAGAGCUGCAGCAGGAAAUCACUGAUCUGAAGAAGAGAAACUCUGAGCUGGAGCAGAUCUCACACACCGACGAUCAUCUGCACCUCCUACAGAUGUACUCAUCCCUAUACAGUCGUCCACACAUCAAGAACUGGACUGAGAUCAGUAUUGAUACUGAUGUGAAUGUGCUCCCUCUGCAUAGAGCUCUGACUCAACUGAAGAAAACACACAAGGCUCUAAAUAAAAAACUCAGUAAAUCAGGGUUGGGAUGGGCUCAGAAGUAUGCAGUGGAUGUGACUCUGGAUCCUGAUACAGUGAAUCCAUAUCUCAUCCUGUCUGAUGAUGGAAAACAAGUCAGGCAUGGAGACAUUAAGCAGGACGUCCCAGAAAACCCAAAGAGAUUUGAUGACUAUUGUGUUCUAGCAAAGCAGGGAUUCAGUUCAGGCAGAUUUUACUACGAGGUGCAGGUGAAGGGAAAGACUGGGUGGAGUUUAGGAGUGGCCAGAGAAUCUAUUAACAGGAUGGGGGACAUUAGUCCGAGUCCUGAGGAUGGACUUUGGUCUAUGGUAUUGAUUAAUCGGAGGCAGUAUAUAGCUUGUGAUAAUCCAGCAGCUGCUUUCUCUCACAGAACGACACCUGAGAUUGUGGGAGUGUUUGUGGAUUAUGAGGAGGGACUGGUCUCUUUUUAUGACGUGGGCUCCAGCUCUCAUAUCUACUCUUUCACUGGUCAGACUUUCACUGACAAACUCUAUCCAUAUUUUGGCCCAGGCCUAAAUGAUAAAGGUAAAAACUCAAACCCACUUAUAAUUUCACCCAGGGGCGCCGCUAGUAAGUGA
Sinocyclocheilus rhinocerous is the source of this 1361-nucleotide messenger RNA. RefSeq names its product E3 ubiquitin-protein ligase TRIM39-like. Bases 72 to 1361 code for a protein of 429 amino acids. Lineage: Eukaryota; Metazoa; Chordata; Actinopteri; Cypriniformes; Cyprinidae. Gene Ontology annotation, molecular function: protein binding. The transcript is spliced from 8 exons. The record is from RefSeq and is a predicted model, not a curated record.